GUAAAUGACCUUCGCAAAGAAUUAGAAAGUCGAACCCUUAGCUCUAAAGGACUGAAAUCUCAGCUGAUAGCUCGACUGACAAAGCAGCUGAAAGUAGAGGAACAAAAAGAAGAGCAAAAGGAGCUAGAGAAGUCUGAGAAGGAAGAGGAAGAGGAGGAGGAUAGAAAAUCUGAAGAUGACAAAGAGGAGGAGGAAAGAAAGCGCCAGGAAGAAAUGGAGCGCCAGAGGCGGGAGAGACGCUACGUCCUGCCUGACGAGCCAGCCAUCAUUGUGCACCCCAACUGGGCAGCCAAGAGCGGCAAGUUCGACUGCAGCAUUAUGUCCUUAAGUGUUCUUCUGGACUAUAGAUUAGAAGACAAUAAAGAACAUUCCUUUGAGGUGUCGUUGUUUGCAGAACUCUUCAAUGAAAUGUUGCAGAGAGAUUUCGGUGUCAGAAUUUACAAAGCACUGAUUUCUCUCCCAGAGAGAGAGGACAAAAAAGACAAAAAGAGCAAAAAAGAAGAGAGAAAAGAAAAAAAAGAAGAAAAAGAUGAUGAGAUGGAUGAUCCGAAACCCAAGAGAAGAAAAUCUGGAGAUGAUAAGGAUAAAAAAGACGAGAGAGAUGACAAGAAGAGAGAAGAUAAAAGGAAAGAUGAUGCUAAAGAUGAAGAAGAAACUGAGGAGGACAAUAAUCAAGAAGAAUAUGAUCCGAUGGAGGCAGAAGACGCUGAAGAUGAAGAUGAAGACCGGGAUGAAGAGGAAUUGAACAAACGUGAGGACAGAAGAGAGGGAAACAGGCAUUGUAAAGAGAGGGCAUCCAAAGAUAAAGAGAAAGACAAGACACAGAUGGUAACUGUUAACAGGGAUCUCCUGAUGGCUUUUGUUUAUUUUGAUCAAAGUCAUUGUGGAUAUCUUCUGGAGAAGGACAUGGAGGAGAUACUCUACACUCUGGGACUGCACCUGUCACGUGCUCAGGUCAAGAAGCUUCUUAAUAAAGUAGUACUUCGAGAGUCUUGCUUUUACAGAAGACUAACAGACACUUCUAAAGAUGAGGAAAACCAAGAAGAGUCUGAAGAGCUACAAGAAGAUAUGUUAGGAAACCGAUUACUGCUGCCGUCGCCUGCUGUAAAGCAGGAGUCCAGAGCAGCAGAGGAGAACGUCGGGCUCAUCGUGUACAACGGUGCCAUGGUGGAUGUCGGGAGCCUCUUGCAGAAGCUGGAGAAGAGUGAAAGAGUGAGGGCAGAGAUAGAACAGAAGCUGCAGCUUCUGGAAGAAAAAACAGAUGAGGAUGAAAAAACUAUACUGCAGCUGGAGAACUCUAACAAGAGUCUGUCUGCGGAGCUCAGAGAAGUGAAAAAGGACCUUGGCCAACUGCAGGAAAAUCUGAAAAUGUCUGAUGCCAAAAAGUUGCAGUUUGAGGGUCAGCUGAAUAAGACAAUCAAAAAUUUAGCUACUGUAAUGGAUGAAAUACAGAGUGUUCUUAAGCAGGACACAGCGAAGAGCGAAGACCAGAAGUCCAAAGAGAACGGAGCAAACGUAUGAUAAGCUGCUGCUGCGUAGAAGAAUGGUGUUACAUAAUGUAAUAUAAAUCAUGAAACCAGAAUGUAUGGGAAGUGCUGCAUGUUUGAUUGUAGUAGUAUAAAUAUCUUAGUUCCAAAGGAUGUACAAAGUUUUAUGGAUGUGAGUGUUGCUGCUGAGGAUUGAUUGUAAUUCUUAGCACUCAAUUCGAGAUACUCCUUGAGUGAAAAUAAUUUUGCAUUGCAAAAUGUUUUAGGAUGAACUUUGUUACAGUUUUAACCCUAAUAAAGUUCAUCAGCGUAA
Molecule: messenger RNA, 1800 nt
Organism: Acanthisitta chloris (rifleman)
Lineage: Eukaryota; Metazoa; Chordata; Aves; Passeriformes; Acanthisittidae
Product: cell division cycle and apoptosis regulator protein 1-like
Exons: 10
Biological process (GO): regulation of DNA-templated transcription
Cellular component (GO): nucleus
Source: RefSeq, a predicted model, not a curated record